AUGGAUUUCUCCCGGUUCCUGGCCGACGACUUCGAGGUGAAGAGCUGGGUGAACGGCGCCUUCCGCGCCGUGCAGCAGGAGGCGCCGGGCAAGGUGGACGCGCACGCAGCCACGCUCGUGAUGAAGCUGCAGCUCUUCAUCCAGGAGGUCAACAACGCCGUGGAAGAGACRAGCCGGCAGGCCCUGCAGAACAUGCCGCGGGUGCUGCGCGACGUGGAGGCCCUGAGGCAGGAGGCCGCCUUCCUCAGGGAGCAGAUGGUCCUGGUCAAGGAGGACAUCAGGAGGUUCGAGGAGGACACGGCGCAGUCCAUGCAGGUUCUUGUAGAGAUUGAUCGGGUGAAAUCUAGAAUGCAGCUGGCUGCUGAAUCGCUCCAGGAAGCAGACAAAUGGAGCACGUUAAGUGCAGACAUUGAAGAGACACUGAAAACACAGGACGUAUCUGUGAUUUCUGCCAAGCUCACRAGCAUGCAGAGCAGUCUGGCCAUGCUCGUGGACACACCGGAUUACUCUGAGAAGUGCGUGCACCUCGAGGCUCUGAAGAACCGGCUCGAAGCCAUGGCCAGCCCUCAGAUUGUUGCUGCGUUUAAUGCUCAGUCUGUAGAUCAGGCAAAAAUGUUUGUUAAAGUCUUCACUGAAAUUGAUCGGAUGCCUCAGCUUCUUGCUUAUUAUUAUAAGUGUCACAAGGUGCAGCUGGUGGCCRUGUGGCAGGAUCUUUGUCAAAGUGACUUCAGCUUAAAUCGCCAGCUGACUGAGCUGUAUGACACGCUGCUUGGGACCUGGCACUCGCAGCUCCAGUGGGCAACACAGGUUUUCAAGAACCCCCAUGAGGUGGUGACUGUGCUGCUGAUUCAAACUCUGGCAGCCUUGGUGCCCUCCAUCCCGGUGUGCCUCAGCACUGCCAUGGAGCGAGUAGGCCAAGAAACCAAGCUGAACAAACUGCUGGAGCUCUACGAUGCCACCGUCCACUUCGCAAAGGGGCUGGAAAUAGCAAUGCUGCCAAACCUGAAGGAGCAGAACCUGGUGAAGGUGACGGAGCUGGUGGAAGCAGUGUAUGGGCCAUAUAAGCCCUACCAACUCGAGUACGGCGAGCUGGAAGAGGAGAACCUGCUCAUUGGGAUCAGCGCUGUGCCCCUGGAGCACUGGGAAGUAAUUGACUGUGUCCAGGAACUAAACCAUUCGGUGAACAAACUCUUCAUUCUGGCUUCUGGAGCCAUCGACAACUGCAUCAAACUUACUGAUGGACUCGGAGUGUGUGGGCUUCUCAAGGCCCUGAGAGCUCUGUUCACAAAGUAUACAUCUGACUUUACAAAUGCUUUGCAGUCUAUACGAAAAAAAUGUAAACUGGAUGAUAUCCCAUCAGAUGCACUUUUCCAGGAGGACUGGACUGCUUUCCAAAACUCUAUCCGAAUAAUUACCACUUGCGGUGAGCUGCUUCGUCAAUGUGGAGACUUUGAGCAGCAGCUUGCCAACAGGAUUUUAUCAACUGCUGGGAAAUACCUCUCGGACUCCUACAGCCCUUGUAGUUUUUCUGGCUUUCAAGAUCCCAGUUCUGCAGAGAAGAGCAGCUCUGUCAAGAACCCCUGGCAGGAAUACAAUUAUCUUUUGAAGGAGAAUCCGUCUGAGUACGCCAGCCUUAUGGAGACCCUUUACACUCUCAAGGAGAAAGGUACAAGUAACCACAACCUAUUGUCUUCCUCUCGCGCUGCCCUAAGCCGCCUCAACCAGCUCGCACACCACCUGGCUUUCGACUCCGUUUUCCUUCGCAUCAAACAACAGCUCUUGCUCGUUCCUAAGAUGGAGGGAUGGAACUCUAGUGGCAUUGGUGAGACCUUGACAGACGAUCUGCCAGACUUCAGCCUGACCCCUCUGGAAUAUAUCAGCAACAUUGGGCAAUACAUUAUGUCACUGCCUCUCCACCUUGAACCAUUUGUCACUCAGGAGGAUUCUGCUUUGGAGCUGGCAUUGCAUGCUGGAAAACUGCCUUUCCCUCCAGAACAAGGGGAUGAGUUACCCGAGCUGGACAACAUGGCCGAUUACUGGCUGGGCUCCAUCGCCAGAGCCACGAUGCAAACCUACUGCGAGGCCAUCCUGCAGAUACCGGGGCUCAGCGGGCACUCCACCAAGCAGCUCGCCACAGACAUCGACUAUCUAAUAAAUGUGAUGGAUGCCCUCGGCCUCCAGCCAUCCAGAACGCUGCAGAACAUCGUGGCGCUGCUGAAGGUGAAACCAGAGGAGUUCCGGCAAGUGGCGAAGGGCGUCCCGCGCCGAACGGCCGGCGGCGUUGCUGCCAUGCGGGGCCUCGAGUGCUGACUGCGGCCCGGCCUGCUCCCGCUCCCUGCAGACCUUCCGCGGAAGGUGAAGUCCUCUCUGGGCAUAAGAGGAGUUUAUUUAUGAAGAAUUUUAAAACUAGGAAAAGCUUGUUCGUUCUUUCUGUCUUUAGAAGUGAGGAAAGGUUUCUUAUAACCAAAUUGCCUAGAAACUGUCUGAAUAACCUUCAUUGGGUUGAAYGGUGCUGGCUUCUGGCUAAAUUGGCCUGCCGGUAGCUGGGAGAGUUCAUGCUUCAUGACAGCGGCAUGACUGUCCUUUUCAGAACAGUUUAAUGAAUUUUGAAUCUAAAAUUAUAGGGUAGGUGCAACAUAAAUCAACUGAUUGGAAGCUCCUCCAGCUGGAAGAAAUGGCCAUUGCUCAAGUCUGUCAUUAUUCACCAUCUCAAGCGCAGAGUCUCAUCAAGCAGCAGAAAACACGUGAUCAAACCCAACUCUGAGAAUAAACCCAGUUUUGUAGGUUGUUUCUUGUGAAAUGUGUACUACACCUUACAACUAAGAUGAG
Molecule: messenger RNA, 2829 nt
Organism: Nothoprocta perdicaria
Lineage: Eukaryota; Metazoa; Chordata; Aves; Tinamiformes; Tinamidae
Gene: COG7
Product: component of oligomeric golgi complex 7
Exons: 17
Coding region: 1-2310 (769 amino acids)
Biological process (GO): intracellular protein transport; Golgi organization; retrograde vesicle-mediated transport, Golgi to endoplasmic reticulum
Cellular component (GO): COG complex
Source: RefSeq, a predicted model, not a curated record